AUGAAGAUCAACGUCGCCAACCCUGCCACGGGCGCGCAGAAGUCGUUCGAGUUCAUGGACGAGCGUCUGGUGCGCUGCUUUUACGACAAGCGCAUGUCUCAGGACGUUGAGGUCGACUCUCUCGGUGACGAGUGGAAGGGCUACGUCCUUCGCAUCGGCGGUGGUAACGACAAGCAGGGUUUCCCUAUGAAGCAGGGUGUCCUCCUGCCUCAGCGUGUUCGCCUGCUCCUUGGUGAGGGCGACUCGUGCUACCGUGUGCGCCGCGCCGGUCAGCGUCGUCGGAAGUCCGUCCGCGGCUGCAUUGUGGGCCCUGAUAUUCAGGCCCUGCACUGCAUUAUCGUGAAGCAGGGCGAGCAGGAGAUCCCCGGUCUUACUGACGCUGAGAGCGCUGUCCCCAAGCGUCUUGGUCCUAAGCGUGCCAACCACAUCCGCAAGUUCUUCAACCUCACCAAGGAUGACGAUGUGCGCCAGUACGUCAUCCGCCGCACUAUUGAGCCCAAGAAGGAGGGUGCCAAGCCUUACACCAAGGCCCCGAAGAUCCAGCGUCUCAUUACCCCUCAGCGCCUGCAGCGCAAGCGUGACGCCCGCCGCGUGAAGAAGGAGCGGAUCGUCAAAAAGCAGGAGGCCAAGGCCGCCUACGAUGCCUUGGUCGCCCAGCGCCUGGCCGAGAGGAAGCAGCGCCUGGCCGCUUAA
This is a messenger RNA of Malassezia sympodialis ATCC 42132, 693 nucleotides long. RefSeq names its product 40S ribosomal protein eS6 (gene RPS6A). Gene Ontology annotation, cellular component: ribosome. Gene Ontology annotation, molecular function: structural constituent of ribosome. Gene Ontology annotation, biological process: translation. NCBI's taxonomy places the organism in Eukaryota, Fungi, Basidiomycota, Malasseziomycetes, Malasseziales, Malasseziaceae. The record is from RefSeq and is a predicted model, not a curated record.